Symbiodinium pilosum is the source of this 1557-nucleotide messenger RNA. Lineage: Eukaryota; Dinophyceae; Suessiales; Symbiodiniaceae. The record is from the annotation of a GenBank genome assembly.
AUGCAGCUUGCUCACCAGAGCGUCGCUUCGCGCAUCCCACCUCCUUGGGCCGAGGUUGCUUUAUCGAUUUAUGAGCUGCACGGCACGUCCGCCCUCAACUUGCUCACCAGAGCUGCAGACAUGGGAGGUGCUUACCAUGUCGGGGUUGAGGUUUACUGGCUCGAGUGGUCUUUCGGAUGGUGCGAAGAGGGAAGUGGUGUCUAUAUGGUCUUCCCGCAGCAAAGUACCCUUGGUACCUUCCGUGAAAGAGUUCCGCUGGGGCGAACACCGCUCACACCAGAGGAGGUUUUUCGCGUGCUGGAUAAAAUGCGGCAAGAGCUGCCUGGCUCGAACUACGACCUCCUGCGCUGUAAUUGUGCGCACUUCAGCGUGUCAUUCGUGAAGCGAUUGCGCGUAAGCGAGGCCCCCUCCUGGGUGAAUUCCCUGGCAAACGUUGGCGAACACCUGGUAGCACAACUAGGAAUGGCAGGUGCUCAGGCAGCAGCUGCAGCUGCAACCCCUGCAGAGUCGGACCGCGUGGCUCCAAGAUACGUGCGCUUUGGCGACGACGACGAGCUGGAGGAUCUUGCGGGAGAUGGCGACGAUCAAGCCCUGCGCGAGCUAGCAUGGCGGCGCGCGCAGGCGUUUGUUUUCGAGAAGUCUGCAGAAGCUGAAAGGGACGCACGUUCUCUGGACUUGGCAAUGGAGCUGAAGUGGAAUCCGACUACAGAUGACUCCACAGAGACGGCGAGGAGAGUGUCCGACAUGCUUCAGGAUCCGAGGCUCAUGCAAGCUCUUGCGGAGGCCUCAGCCGCUGGGUUCGGCCUGCCUUGCCCCUUCCUUCAACAGAAAGAGGAGGCAGGCUGGUCCUUGCUGGGAGAUGACGAGUCCGAAGACGAGCUGGAGGAGGAUGGCCACUGUGGCAAUUUGCAGGUCUGUAAGUUGCUGAAGGGUCAAGGGCGAUUGGUCACUACCCGAAUUCGACUUCGUGGCAAAGCCCUGGAUGAUAAGGGCGCUGCGCCAGCCUGGCGGGGUGCCAGGUUCCGUGAAGCGCUCCGCCAGGCUGUGGCACCAAAGCGAGGACUUUCGAUCCGCUGGGCAGCGGGCAUGCCCCAGAUCAUCGCCAAUUUGGAAACGGUUACAGCGCCUGAUCAAGCACUUUUUGGAUGCAGGGUUGAGACAAGCUGCGGACCAUACGGCGGGAAGGUGUUACAUUCCCAACAAAGACCUACAACUCCUGUGGUCUCCUCCAAGGGAGCACAAGGAAGCAGGGCUGCGAGAGGUCGCCCUCCCAACGCGGGGGGGAGGGGCCUGGAGCUCUGGCGGUGGCAACAGGAGCAGCAAGAGCUCUGGAAUGCUCAGCGCGAGCAAAUGCCACGGUGGAGGUGGCAGGUCCAGCAGCUCCAGGUGAAGCCUCGUACGCUGUCUGCAGAGCGCGGCCCGAGGCUGCAGGACCCGGAAGUGAUGCAGUUUGAGCCAACUGGGGACAAGGUGCAAGAGUCGCUGUUAAGACUCCAGAAAAUCCAGCAGCUUGACCACAUGAGACGGGCAGCGCAAUUGGCGCCUCGCAGGUCGUAG